AUGCCUUUGACUAUCUUUGCCGAAGAGAAUGCUAUCGCAGCGGGUUCUCAGCCCGGUGAGCCUGAGUGUAAGAAACUUAAGCUUGACCAGUUGCAUGAAAAAAUGAUUAAAUAUGGUGAUGCCAUCAAGAAGCCGUGGCCGAAACUCCAGGACGAGGAUCGCAACCUUGCCAUCAACAAGUGGUUGCAGAUAGUGCUUAAGGCCCCCAUGUGCUUCAUGGUGGCCAGGAACUACUUUGAAUCCAGGACUUUGGGGUUCAGCUCGGGUUCUCUCUCGCAUAGCAUAGCGGAGUGCAUGUCCACCAAGGCAUCCAGUACCUUGCAUACGCGUGCCAACCACUUCCUCAGGUUCAUCUUGUGGACCACGAAGCAAGGUGUUGUUGCCUUGCCGCUCACCGAGCCUGUUGUGCAUCACUACUUCGUGACGACCGCGGCAACCGCGGCCCCCACAGCCUUCAGGAGUUUUCUUUCUUCGGUUGGCUUCGCGAAGUUUGUGGUCGGGCUAGGGUCGGCCGAUGCAGUGCUCAUGUCGGGCAGGGUUGUCGGCCUAUCGGCUAAAGCUUACAUGGAUAAGAGACCCCUGUGCCAGAGGGAGCCGCUCCUUGUUGCCGAGGUUGAGAGGCUCGAAAAGCAAGUUCUUGAUGAAGAGAGAGGUAAGCCUGACCGCGUUGCAGCUGGCUACUUUUUGUUUCUGACUUUCGGCAGGGCUAGAUACAGCGAUGGGCAGCGUGUCACUCGACUUAAGCUUUCUGCGUGUGGCAAGUACCUUGAGGCGGAGGUUGCGCGCUCGAAAUCCAGCAUGUCGCUGGAAAGGAAGACGCGACUCCUUCCUGUCACUGCAAAUGCUGAGGGCAUCCUGGGCUCCGGCUGGGGCCGAGUCUGGUUCGGUCUCCUCGCCUCAGAAGGCAUCACUUCUGGGAACAACAGGUCCCUUGACACCGUGCUUGGAAAGAUUCGCCAGCGAUCCUUCAGGCCGGACGCUCCAAGAGGAGAGCAGUUUCAGGACGCCGAUGCUGCUGCCGCGCCGGCAGCAGCCCCUGAAGAUGAGUGCGGAGUAGGAGACAUGGUGUCUAGCUCGGAGGACAGUGCCGAUGAGGAGCACCCAGACCGAGAGCUCGACGAGGCUGCCGAAGCUGAGGCCCUGGGACGUUGGCAUGGCAGAGUCGACUUGGCGAAGCUUGGUGAGUCCCCUCAGUUUUAUAGACACACUUUAUCUAGGGUCUUGCACUUGCUCGCAGAAGAAGGUGGAACUACCUUCAAGUGUGGGCGCACCAUUACGGCUGCAUAUGAGAACUUGGUUGACAUGCCAAGAGUUUUGUAUCCUCGGUGCAAGCAAUGUUUCCGCUCUAUGCUGCAGGCCUAA
Messenger RNA from Symbiodinium sp. CCMP2592, 1362 nucleotides. Lineage: Eukaryota; Dinophyceae; Suessiales; Symbiodiniaceae. The record is from the annotation of a GenBank genome assembly.